AUGACUCCUCCUUUGAGUCACCGUGGAGCCAUUUCCUCAGGAGAUGGCCUUUCUCCGACUCCGAAGAAGCGUACUACUACAUCGAGUGAGUCAUUAGCUCAGAGGGUAAUGAUUAUGAGGAGCAAUUUCCACCACUUAAUGGUUCUAAGAAUAAGAAUGGCAAAGGUUCGCGACCAAAGGAAUUUGGGAUGUAGAAAAAAGGACCUAGGUCCGAGGAAGAGGCCGGUUUUGACUAUUAAAAGAUAUGAUACAAGUGUCCAAGAAGAAGCUAAUGGGCCAACCGAUGAAGUUGGCUUUGGUACUUGUUCUAAUCAUAAUGGUAAUGGCACACGAAGAAAUUAUCUUGAUCGUACCAACCAUUCUACGCUGAAUAAGCGUUCACAAUCUCAAACUCGUUCUACAAAGUGGAAUCACAAAAAUCCGGGUUGUAAUAAUAGGGAUCAAAGUCCUAAGGGGAGACAGAAGUCGCCUUUUGACAUUUGUUCUUCAGUCCGUAGAGGAAAUGAUAGAUGCACAACAGAUGAGUUUGUAGAGGAAGACGCAAACGGGGAGGAAACAGGGAAGACUGUUGAACUUAGUAACAAACACAGAGUUCUAAGGCCUGGAAUGGUGUUACUUAAAAACUAUCUUACGCAUGAUGUACAGGUUGACAUAGUCAAAACUUGCCAGGAGCUUGGUGUUAAAACACAAGGAUUUUACCAACCGGGUUAUAAAAAGCUGUUUCAAAGCUUCGUCUGCAAAUGA
Molecule: messenger RNA, 744 nt
Organism: Arabis nemorensis
Lineage: Eukaryota; Viridiplantae; Streptophyta; Magnoliopsida; Brassicales; Brassicaceae
Source: the annotation of a GenBank genome assembly